Macrobrachium nipponense is the source of this 2077-nucleotide messenger RNA. RefSeq lists its product as uncharacterized. The transcript has 2 exons. Lineage: Eukaryota; Metazoa; Arthropoda; Malacostraca; Decapoda; Palaemonidae. The record is from RefSeq and is a predicted model, not a curated record. The coding region runs from base 416 to 1381 and encodes 321 amino acids. Gene Ontology annotation, molecular function: nucleic acid binding.
CUGAAUACGCUGGUGCUUUCAGAUUUUAAAUGCGUGUAAUAUGUAAAGAGAAAAUGAUGAAUAUGUCUUAUUAUGUUGCAUCCGUGCUUGACUCGGUUUGACAGUAGUGCCGAGAGACGCAAGAUUUCGUGGGUCUGGUCCUCUCAGCUAGAGCCGUUCGCGUGUUGGCAGUUGCCAAUUGGCGAUAUGAGAAGUUUGCAGUUUCGAGACUAUGUAUUCACCGAAUUAUUAUGUCAUUACAUUUUCUAUAAAUAAUUGCAUAGAAUUCCCAUUAUGACUUUCGAACAUUUUUACUCAAAUAUCAUAUAUGUCCGUAUUUCUGGACAUAUCUGAUAAAAAAAGUAAAUAAUCAGAUGGAUGCAUCUGGUAUCGUUAGAGGUGUAGGCUGGCCGCGGGCGGGAAAUUCAGUCCAGGAAUGAAUUUGAAAUCUACGGACCUACUUCGCACUCUUCAGCUCAUCCUUAGUUUUAAUGAGCAGAUGUCUCGAGAUGACAGCACCAUUCGUCGCACCGUUUCCAGAUUUGCAAGUCAAGCUCGCAACAUUAUAAUGAAUGUUCAUCGUUACUUCAGCUCACAGUGGGGAGCAGACUCAAGAAAUGAAGUAUUUGAGAAGACCGCCAAAGCUACAGGAGUGCCCACCAACACAGUGAAAAAAAUCAAGCGACAGUCAUCUGAGUGUGGUAACGUCCCCUUCGCUUCACCUGUAUAUCCCAGGAAGAGGAUCCGAGUGAAGGACAAGGUGGAUAGUUUUGAAAAUGAGUGUAUUCGGAAGGAGAUUUUGUCUUUUUACGAGAGAGGAGAGCUCCCAACGUUAGAUGCCCUACUGGAAAAAGUGAAGGAAGACCCGGUAAAGUUUAAUGGUGGAAGAACAACGUUAUGGAAAAUUGUGAGAGGGCUUGGAUUCCGCUACAAAAAAGUGACGAGUGGAAGAACAAUUUUAAUGGAACGUGAUGAUAUAGUGGCAGCGAGAACUGAAUACCUACGGUUAAUUGAAAAGAAUAGGAAUUGUAGUCCAACUGAACGUAAACCUGAAGUAUUCCUGGAUGAAACUUGGAUAAACCAAAAUGAAUGUGUACGUCAGUGUUGGACAACGGGUGAAGGCGAAAUAGGACCCAAACUUAAGACUGGAAAGGGGUCAAGAUUUAUUGUGGUGCAUGCGGGGAGUGAGAAGGGGUUUGUCCAAGAUGCGCUAUUGUUGUUUAGGUCAAAAAAUGGUGCCAAAGGGGACUACCAUGAUUCCAUGGACCAUGAAAGGUUUUUAAAGUGGUUUAAGGAACAACUAUUGCCUAAUAUAGAAGAUAGAUCUCUAAUCAUAAUGGACAAUGCUCCCUACCAUAGCAAAAUAGAAAAUAAAGUGCCAACACAGCAACAGAAAAAGUGAAGUCAUACAGUGGCUUUCUUCUAAUAACGUCACCCACGACCCAUCAGCAACAAAGCCAAAAUUGCUGCAGAUUGCCAAGUGUCACAAAGAAAAACAGAGGUAUGUGAUAGAUGAGAUAGCCCGUGCAAAUGGUCAUGAUGUGCUCAGACUGCCACCAUAUUAUUGUCAGUUUAACCCCAUAGAACUUAUAUGGGCUCAAAUAAAGGGGGAUAUCAGAAAAAAUAACUCUAAUGCAAAUCAAUCUUUGAAAACUGUUGAGCAGCUUACGAGACUGGCGAUAGACAAAGUUACAACAGAAGACUGGAAGAAAUGUUUUCACCACGUUAAGAAAUUAGAAGAUGAUUAUAGGAGGAAAGAUGUUGCUAGAGAGCAUAUGUUUGAAAGUUUUGUUAUUGACAUUGGAGAUGACGAAACUGACAGUGAUGAUAUUGAUAUUAGGGAGGAUGACACUGACAGUGAUGAUAUAUAUCAAUGAUUUUACAUUAUUUUUUUUUUUAAGUUGAAGACCUAACAGUGUUUCUAUAGUUUUCCAUUUUUUAGAUAGGCAAUUUCAUAACUACAGUAUAUCCAUAUGAGUUUCCUUUUUUUUAAUAUUUAAUGGCAUAACAAUGUACAUAUCUGUUUAUAAAUUCUUUUUACUUAGUUUUAAUAGAAAAAGGGAUAUCAAUGUAUCUUUAUAAUUUCCCAUUCUUUUUG